Messenger RNA from Phlebotomus argentipes, 2961 nucleotides. Its product is annotated as choline-phosphate cytidylyltransferase A-like. The coding region runs from base 328 to 1548 and encodes 406 amino acids. Gene Ontology annotation, biological process: CDP-choline pathway. NCBI's taxonomy places the organism in Eukaryota, Metazoa, Arthropoda, Insecta, Diptera, Psychodidae. The record is from RefSeq and is a predicted model, not a curated record. Gene Ontology annotation, molecular function: phosphatidylcholine binding; choline-phosphate cytidylyltransferase activity. The transcript is spliced from 4 exons.
GCCGGUGUCCCACAGUUUGCAUUCAUCACUCGUCCAGGCCAGUGUGUUGUGUGUUCUCUUGGUUGUUGGGCAACACCUCAAUUUAUUGACCAGUCUUCCCAGGAGAUCAUCAACUUUGCAAAUGGACUCAAGAGUCAAACAAGUCAAAUGCACACGAGUUUCUUGAGUGACACCCCCAACAAGAGUUAAUUGCGGAAAUUGUGUGUGUGUGUGGGUGUGAGAGGAAAGUGGACAACCAAAACGAGAACCGAGGACAUCUCACACGGUGUGCUCUAAUCCCGGAGAAUAAGUGAAUUCCAAAGAGACGAAUCAGGGAUACAGAGAAAUAUGUCUGCAGCAACAUUGAGUGCAUCAACGUCUAGUCAAGCGGCGACAUCGCUCAGCACUAGGAAACGACCAAGGGAUGCGUCCUUUGCGGCGUCAAUUGAUCAGGGACUGCAUCAGGCGCUGUCCACCAAGCUGAAUGUGCACAUGGCGCAGGAGAGUGCUGCCCAGAGGGAGGCUGCAGCCGCCGCGACCAGCCAGCAGAAUGGCAGCCAUCCGGCGGCAAUGGACGAGGAGGCGUCCGGGAACAGAAUUGAGCACAUGACAAUUUGCAAGCCGGCCCCCUUCUCUACGGAUCCAGAAGCGUGUCUGGAGCGCGAGAUGUGUGACUACAGUAUCAAGAUAACGUACAGCAUGGCACGAAGUGGCAAGGCACCGCGACGCGUGCGUGUGUAUGCGGACGGCAUUUAUGAUCUCUUCCAUCAGGGACACGCCAGACAGCUGAUGCAGGCCAAGAACGUCUUUCCCAACAUCUACCUUAUCGUGGGUGUUUGCAGUGAUGAACUCACGCACAGUCGAAAGGGACGAACCGUGAUGAACGAUCGCGAGCGCUAUGAGGCUGUGCGACAUUGUCGCUACGUGGAUGAGAUCAUCUCAGAUGCACCAUGGGAGAUAUCUGAUGAGUAUUUGGAGAAGCACAAGAUUGACUUCGUGGCGCACGAUGAGAUCCCGUACGGCGCUGAGGAUACCAACGAUAUCUACGGACCACUGAAGCAGCGCGGAAUGUUUGUGGCCACCGAGAGGACUGAAGGUGUGUCCACGUCUGAUAUCGUGGCGCGCAUCGUGAAGGACUAUGACAUCUAUGUGCGUCGGAAUUUGGCGCGUGGCUAUUCAGCCAAGGACCUCAAUGUCUCCUUUCUCAAUGAGAAGAAAUUCCGGCUGCAGAACAAGAUGGACGAGCUGAAGGGAAAGGCGAAGGAGGUGAAGGGGGACAUUCUGCGCUCGUGGGAGGAGAAGUCACGAGACUUCAUCGAGACAUUCUUGCUGUUGUUCGGACGCGAGCGCCUGUCGAAUAUUUGGAAUGAGUCAAAGGGGCGAAUAAUGCAGGCAUUUAGUCCACCCGGGAGUCCCUCUGGAUCCGUCAAUGGGGAUGACGAUGAUCCUGAACAGGGUGACGACUCCCUGCCGAGUUCACCACCGACUAAGAAGCGUGCUCAGCACUUAUAUCGUCGCCCAAAUGACUUCUCCGACUCGGAGGAGGAUGGGGACAUGGAAGGGCAUUAGUUUUAAUCUUCUCCCCGCACUCUCCCUCCCCACAUGUAUUGACACUAAAUGUCUCGGUCAUUUUCUCAUUUUAUCCACCCUCCGGGACUUUUUUCUCCUUUCCAUUUAGACGCAUUAUAUAUCCAUUCGUUCUCACGCAGCGUCCAACAUGUGCACAAAUCGCUGCGUCUCAACCAAAAUUUACACUCGGUUACAAGUUACUGCUUAAAAAAAAGAAAAAGGAAUAUGAUUAUUUGAUAUAUGAAUGUAAUUCGAUGAAGCAUAGAAAUGAUAAAAUAAAAGAGAGAGAAGAUAAAUUAGAAAUGUUUGAUUAGACUUAAUUGAUACUAAAGUAAUUUUGACAGUUGUAGUAAAAGUUUAAGCGUGAUUUUAGCUGAGAAUAAAAGACAUUCUAAACUAGAUGCGAGCGAAGAAAGUGCUAAAGAGAAGUAGAGUAACAGCGAAUCCUUAACCUGGAGAAGGCGUGUAUUUUUGUUAACGAAAUUCUUUUUUUAAAAAAUUACAUGUAUUUAGUGCGAUGAGGAGAGCAUGAGAGUCGGAUAAACUGUCUUUAGAAUGCAACACAACAAUAUGAUUCCUCUUUUUGUAGGUGUAAUAUUUUUAGUAAAGAUGAAGAUUGUAAUAAUUUAUUUGUUGUACCCGAAAAGGAAAAAAAAAGAUGUAGAAACACACAUAUUUUGCUAAGUUAACAUUCUUUGCCUCUGAGAGCUUUCCAAAGUAGCCCACGAAAGAUGAUAAAAAAGCGAGGCCUUCACAAAAUCUAAAACGGCAGUUCAUGAUGUAUUCGCAUUGAAAUUGAUCAAUUUCUUAAAUGCAUAAAUUGGUAAUCUCUUCAAUUAUGCGUUCAGUGCGUAAUUGAAAAAACAAAUAUUAAGUGUUUUGUGAAAAUUGUAACGAAAAAGAAAAACAUGGCAAGAAAAUUGAAAUAAAACUCCAUGAACUGUGUUUGGAAGAAGUAAAAAUAGUGAAAAAUAAAAUAUUUUCUCAAAAUUUAUAUGGUUUCCUAAUUACUCUCAGUGUACUUUUCAAUGGGCGUGAUUAUCCUGCUUCUUACAACGGAAGAGAAGCAGGAAAAAUAAUUCCCAGUGAAAUAUAUUCUGUAAACUACAGACUCGUGAUGAGAAUCAUGAAAUGUUUCAACGAGCUUCACCUAUAUAAUUUCACAUUGAGGCUACUUUAUUAUACUGAGUGCAACUGAUGUAAGUGAAGUUGUUGUUUUUGUAGCAAUUUGCGAAAAUCUUAAUAAAGUUUUCUAAAAAGAAUGACUAGCAUAAAUUUUAUGGAUUGAAAAUUAUAAUUUUCUUGAGCUUUUUUCUUUUGCUUCAAAGGCGAAUUUUUGUUGAGAGAUUUGUUAAGUUUAUUUGAAUAUUUAUAGUACCGUUUAAACAAAUUUUUUUUUAAAGGAUAUUGAAA